Dama dama (fallow deer) is the source of this 717-nucleotide messenger RNA. RefSeq names its product protein phosphatase 1 regulatory subunit 27 (gene PPP1R27). The transcript has 3 exons. Bases 1 to 717 code for a protein of 238 amino acids. Gene Ontology annotation, molecular function: phosphatase binding. The record is from RefSeq and is a predicted model, not a curated record. Lineage: Eukaryota; Metazoa; Chordata; Mammalia; Artiodactyla; Cervidae.
AUGAUCCUGAGGGCAGGGCUGGAGCGGCUCAGUUUCAGCCCCUCGGGUGCGAGCAUGACUGCGCAGCUUUAUAUAGCUCUGCCGGCCCUAUAUAAGAAGGUGCCCUGGCCAACGGGAGCAGGGAGAGCACUGUGGUGGCGGUGCUGGAGGUCACCGUCAGUCAGAAGAGCCUGCACACGGUUCAGGUCCGUGCACCUUCCUUCCCCGAGCAGGAGGGUCCCCACAGGGGUGGCCCAAAUCAUAGCUGCCAGGAUGCCCAGCAGAACAGCCCGCUAUGCCCGCUACAGCCCAAGGCAGCGGCGCCGGAGGCUCCUGGCUGAUCGCAGCGUGCGCUUCCCGAAUGACGUCCUGUUCUUGGACCACAUCCGCCAGGGCGACCUGGAGCAGGUGGGGCGCUUCAUCCGGACUCGGAAAGUCUCUCUGGACACCAUCUACCCCUCAGGCCUGGCGGCCCUUCACGAAGCAGUGCUUUCUGGAAACCUCGAGUGUGUGAAGCUGCUAGUCAAAUAUGGGGCAGACAUUCAUCAGCGAGACGAGACAGGCUGGACACCCCUGCACAUCGCCUGCAGCGACGGAUACCCUGAUAUAGCCAGGUACCUCAUUUCCCUGGGGGCAGACAGAGAAGCGGCGAACGAUGAUGGAGAUCUGCCUUCAGACCUCAUUGACCCGGAAUUCAAAGACUUGGUGGAGCUAUUCAAAGGGACUAAGAUGGACUGA